Messenger RNA from Rhizopus microsporus ATCC 52813, 1697 nucleotides. RefSeq names its product ArfGap-domain-containing protein. Gene Ontology annotation, molecular function: GTPase activator activity. The record is from RefSeq and is a predicted model, not a curated record. The transcript is spliced from 3 exons. Lineage: Eukaryota; Fungi; Mucoromycota; Mucoromycetes; Mucorales; Rhizopodaceae. Gene Ontology annotation, biological process: COPI coating of Golgi vesicle. The coding region runs from base 16 to 1311 and encodes 431 amino acids.
GCUUUUUCCUCAAUUAUGAAUUUGCCCAAAACAAAAGCAGCUACAGAAUUAAAGGCCUUGCUUCAAAAUAAGCAUAACAAGAGUUGCUUUGAUUGCUACUCUAAAGGACCAACAUGGGCGUCUGUGACCUUUGGCAUCUUUAUUUGUCAAGAUUGUGCAGCCACUCACCGCAAUUUAGGCGUUCAUAUCAGUUUUGUCAAAUCCACAUUGUUAGAUGCUUGGACACAGCAACAAAUAGACAUGAUGACACUUGGAGGAAACGCUAAUGCUCGAGAAGCAUUUGGAGAAGCAUUAUUAAGCUUAAAGGAUCUCAAAACCAAGUACACGAGUAAGACAGCCUUAUCCUAUAGAGACAAACUACAGAAAAAAGUACAAGAAAAGGGGAAAGCACUAGAAGAAGAUGAUGUGGACCUUAUUCACUUAGAUCAAUUAUCACUACAACAAGCUCAGAACGAUCCAUCUCUGAUAGACUUUUCAACCGAGCCAGCCCCUGACGUUGUAAAUAUCACACCUGACUUUGAGGAUCUAGAUAUUUUCAAACCUGUAAAGGAUAACAUACCCCCUAAGUCACAAAGUUCAAUCUUUGAUGAACUCAUGGCACCACCUACGCCUACAGCAGAUGAUAUAUUUUUCGAUAAGUUAGAAAAGAACACGGAGAGCAAUAAGAAGCGUACAUUCAAACCCAAGGCUCGUGGUCAUUCAUCAAAGUUGGGUGCACGAAAGGUACAAUCGACUGUGUUUCAGCAGCAAGAAGAACUGGCGCGACGUGAAGAGCGGAUGAGACAGGAAGGAAUAGAUGAAGAUAGUAUAGGCAGAAGUAGUCGGAACCAUCUACUGGCAACAAACACAGAACCUAUUCCUAAACUACAGCCUCCCACAGCAUUAUCUGGAAGAUUGAUGUAUCAACCUGCUAAUAAAGAAAAAGAAGAAAAAGAUCCUGAUAGAUUAGGCAUCAUGUCUUUAAAGAGUGCGUCUCAGAAUCAUAGGGCGAUUAAAAAAGAACAAGAUGAUGACGACGAUAAUGAUACCACAUAUGCUCGCGAAAAGUUUGGAAAUGCGAAAUCGAUAUCUUCAGACCAAUACUUUGGCCGAAAUGAGUAUGAUGCGGAUCGACAGUCUGCAAACAAUAGUCGUCUAGCGCAGUUUCAGAGUUCAUCAAGUAUAUCAUCUGAUCAGUAUUUUGGAAGAAAGUCAUCACAACACACAACAACACCAUUGUCUAAAAAGAUCCUGCAUGUUGCUUCAAAAGGAGCAUCCAAGAUACAGAAUAUGUUAGCUGAAUUAGAGGUAAUUGUCAUUUUACUCUGCUAAAUAUGACAUAUUAAUUAUGCUUAAAUCAUCUAGUAAAAGCAAAAUAAGUCACCUCUUUCUUUUUCCUUUAUGCUUGAGAUUUUGGAUUGUAUUAUGAAUAAAGGACUAAUGAUGAGUUGGAAAGGGAUGUAAAAUAAUAAGGGAAGCGCUACAUGCAUGUGAAAAUUCAGGUCUUACUGUUUGCACAGCACAUUUGUAUAGCAAACAGCAUUAGACACACCACAUCUACACAGAACUAUGUACAACACUGAAGAAUAUAUCGAUGAACCUCUAUGUGGCCUCUUUAUAAAGAUCGCAACGAGAGAGAGAGUUUAUUAUUACAAACAGCAUCAUUUUAUAUAUGACAAGAUUAUUGCAUGAAUUAAAUAUGAACAAUAAGAAUAGAG